AUGGCGACUUACACGGCUGCUGCCGCUGUCAGUCGCUCAUUGAAGUUUUUCCUCAAAGACUCUCCUUUGAUUUCACGUCAGAUUUGUCGUUUGUCGAGCAGUUUCUCUGGAAAAGGUUACAGUAGUUGGAGGGCAUGCUGUUCAUCUGCAUCGUCCUGCUCCUCGGCUCCUCCAGCAGCAGACACGUGUGGUUCCAGUGAAACUCUUGUGCACUUUGAUAGCCUCGUUCAGGGUGGCUUCCUGAGGAGGGAUGCCCAACAGAGACGGGUUCUCCAGCAGCUGGCCCAGCUGCAGCACAGCCUCAAGAGCUACAGUAACAGUAUCUACUUGAAUCAAGACAUUCUAAACUCAAAAGAUGACAGCAGCCAACAUCACAGUGGCACCAGAGCAGCCGAAAACAAAGGCAGUGAGCUCACUGAAAAGGAGAAACCCAUUCCACCACCACCAGCACCACCACCCAAAGGCUUCUAUAUAUAUGGAGAUGUUGGCACAGGGAAGACCAUGCUUAUGGAUCUGUUUUAUUCCCAUGUGAAGAACAGUCGCAAAAAGCGAGUCCACUUCAACGGCUUCAUGUUGGACAUCCACAAAAGGAUCCAUCGGAGGAAACAAAGCCUGCCAAAACGGAGGUUAGGGAAAAUGUUCACCUAUGACCCCAUAUCACCGGUUGCCAUGGAGAUCAGCAGUGAGACCUGCCUCUUGUGUUUUGACGAGUUUCAGGUGGCAGACAUCGCCGACGCCAUGAUCCUGAAGCAGCUGUUUGAGACGCUGUUUAAAACUGGAGUGGUGGUGGUGGCUACCUCCAACAGACCCCCUGAUGAUCUGUACAAAAACGGACUUCAGAGGGACACCUUCCUACCUUUCAUCGAUGUGCUGAAGGAAUACUGCCACCCCAUCUGCUUAGACACAGGGAUUGACUACAGGAAGCUUGGCGAGGCUGCAGCAGGGAAACUUUACUACCUCACAGGGGAGCCUGGUGCAGAGGCCUUGGAUGCACUGUUUGAAGAGCUAUCAUUAAGACAAAAGAGUGCUACAGGUCCCCGGGUGCUCUCAGUGCUGGGUAGAGAUGUGACUCUAGAAAAGACCUGUGGAACCGUUGCUGACUGUACUUUUGAUGAGCUGUGCGGCAGAGCUUUGGGUGCCAGCGAUUACCUGGAGAUGGCGCGGCUCUUCGACACAGUAUUGAUCCGCCGCGUUCCCGUGCUGACGCUGUCGAUGAAGGAUCAGGCCAGACGCUUUACCACCCUCAUAGACAACUUCUAUGACAAAAAGGUGAGGGUGGUGCUGCUGGCAGAUGCUCCUUUGGACCGGCUCUUUGUCCACACUGGAGGAGAUGAUGAGAGGGACCGGCAGCUCCUGGAUGAGCUAGGCCUCAGUGAGAAGGCAGCAGAGCGACUUACCCUCUUCACAGCCGAGGAGGAGAUCUUUGCCUUCCAGAGGACAAUCUCUAGACUGAUGGAGAUGCAGACGGAGGCAUACUGGCUGGAGGGAGACCGCAAUCGCAGAAAGACCCACAGUGAAACUUAGCGCCUGUUCCUAACUGUCAUGAUAAUUAUCUACCUCAGCACAGCACAGAGCCUCUAAGCACUAACACUGCAUAGGAGAUGCAUUCAGUUGAGCAGAAGUAGAAAAGACCAAGUCUGUUUUGGGAAACCAAAAUCAUCUUUUUCUUCUUCUUCUUCAGAGAAAUCAAUAUUUAACAAGGCAAAACAAAGCAUAGUACCUGUGUGUGUUGUACUUUUUUUCUGCCUGGUCCUUUUUUGUGACAUGUGCUAUCUCCCCAUUGAAAACGAUUUGUUUUAAAUAAUAUGAAAACCUCUCUAACAUGAGCGAACCACAGGCAAACGGGUGCUCACUUUAGAGAGGAGGGAAGUGUGUUUCACUGCAGUUGGUUACUGCCCUCUAGUGGGUGGAUGUGAAAAGGGCAAGGUGUUUUCAAGCUGUCCAUUUGAGCACUGAUGUUGAUUUAGGAUAUGUUUGCUAUUAUUCAAUAUACUUAAUGUAUUUUAUUUUAAGGAACUUCUGCCAUUUUUGUAAGCUUUCUAUGAAA
This is a messenger RNA of Neolamprologus brichardi, 2047 nucleotides long. RefSeq names its product AFG1 like ATPase b (gene afg1lb). The record is from RefSeq and is a predicted model, not a curated record. NCBI's taxonomy places the organism in Eukaryota, Metazoa, Chordata, Actinopteri, Cichliformes, Cichlidae. Gene Ontology annotation, cellular component: cytoplasm; mitochondrion. Gene Ontology annotation, molecular function: ATP hydrolysis activity; ATP binding.